Molecule: messenger RNA, 1603 nt
Organism: Camelina sativa (false flax)
Lineage: Eukaryota; Viridiplantae; Streptophyta; Magnoliopsida; Brassicales; Brassicaceae
Product: putative elongation factor 1-gamma 2
Biological process (GO): translational elongation
Molecular function (GO): glutathione transferase activity; translation elongation factor activity
Source: RefSeq, a predicted model, not a curated record
ACUACACACAUCCCUAAUUUUACAUACACUCUUUUAUACUAUCCUCGCCGCCGCUUUUGUAUCUUUCGCUUUGCUCAAGCUCUCUCGGAAAAAUCUGCUGAAGCUUCUCUCAUCUGAACUCAGAAGAUCUCCGAGUUCGUAUCUUCUCCGUUUGAGCAAUGGCUUUGGUCUUGCACACAUACAAGGGAAACAAAGGUGCCUUUAAGGCACUCGUUGCUGCUGAGUAUGCAGGUGUGAAGAUCGAGGAGGCUGCAGAUUUUCAGAUGGGCGUCACUAACAAAUCCCCUGAGUUUCUUAAGAUGAACCCUAUUGGAAAGGUUCCUGUGCUUGAGACUCCUGAAGGUCCCAUUUUCGAGAGCAAUGCCAUUGCCAGAUAUGUGAGCCGUAAGAAUGGUGAAAACUCUUUGAAUGGAUCCUCCCUCAUUGAAUACGCUCAGAUUGAGCAAUGGAUUGAUUUCUCCUCGUUGGAGAUUGAUGCCAACAUGUUGAAGUGGUUUGCUCCAAGAAUGGGCUAUGCUCCUUUCUCUGCUCCUGCUGAGGAAGCAGCUAUUUCUGCAUUGAAGAGGGGACUUGAGGCUUUGAACACACAUCUCGCUUCCAACACUUACCUUGUUGGACACUCUGUUACCCUUGCUGAUAUUGUAACCAUCUGCAACUUGAACUUGGGAUUUGCAACCGUGAUGACCAAGAAAUUUACCUCUGCGUUCCCUCACGUUGAGAGAUACUUCUGGACAAUGGUAAACCAGCCAAACUUCAAGAAGGUAUUAGGUGAUGCCAAACAGACUGAUGCUGUCCCUCCAGUUCCAACUAAGAAAGCAGCUGCACAGCCUGCAAAGCCCAAGGAGGAGCCUAAGAAGGCUGCCCCUGCAGCAGAGGCACCAAAGGCUGCUGAGGAGGAAGAAGCACCAAAGCCCAAAGCCAAGAAUCCUCUUGAUUUGCUACCCCCGAGCCCAAUGGUUCUUGAUGACUGGAAGAGACUUUACUCGAACACCAAAUCCAACUUCCGUGAGGUUGCUAUUAAAGGAUUCUGGGACAUGUAUGACCCAGAGGGGUACUCACUAUGGUUCUGUGACUACAAGUACAACGAUGAGAACAUGGUGUCCUUUGUUACUCUCAACAAGGUUGGCGGGUUCCUUCAGCGUAUGGACUUGGCUCGUAAAUAUGCCUUUGGAAAGAUGCUUAUUUGCGGGUCAGAGGGUCCCUUCAAAGUGAAGGGUUUAUGGAUCUUCCGUGGACCAGAGAUCCCCAAGUUCAUAAUGGAUGAGGUGUACGACAUGGAGCUGUACGAGUGGACCAAGGUUGAUAUCUCUGAUGAAGCCCAGAAAGAACGUGUUAGCCAGAUGAUUGAAGAUGCAGAGCCUUUCGAAGGUGAGGCUCUCUUGGACGCGAAAUGCUUUAAGUGAAAAGGCUCAUUACUGUCCUCUCUAUCUCCAUAGGGGUUUUACGCUGUUACCUGUGUUUUUGAUAUCCUCUAGAGUCCUUACAAUCUUUGAAUUGUAGAGUCUGGUUUUCUUUUUUCGGGAUUAAGAACUAGUUGCUUCCCAGUUUCCAAUGGUAUUGAGACAAAAAUGCUUACUUAAUACAUUACAACUUCUAGAUUUUA